GUCGACGUCAAACGGAAUGUUGUGUCACGGUCUCAUCUUGCAGUUGCUCCUCGGCUCAAACCACAUUUUCAAUUCCAUCUUUUUCCUUCUCAGUGCUCUGCUUCCAUAUUUACUCCUUCGACACCUUAGUCAGUCAUAGCAUCCCGAGGCUGAGGAGGACUGAACGAUGGGCCAGUGAAGUCUAAGGUGCUCAACUGCGUUCGGCAUUCGCGGUCUCUGCUGGUACAGCACUGAUUCAUUAAAAAAUGGACAGUCGUCCACAUCAUGAGGAUAUUCCGGCGCAUCCUCUAGCCAACCGGGGGGAGGGGACAAUGGUGCCUUAUCCAGAGGACGCCGAACAGAUGUACAACGAGCGAUUCCACCUGAUCAAGGAGAUAGUGCACGAGCUCGAGGAUGAAAACGACCUCAUUGCGAUAAAGAUCGCUCAGUUCGAGGAGCGCAUCAAUUCUCUUCGUCAUCAAAAAUCUGCCAAUGGGGAUGUGAAGAGGGCGUCUCCCUAUCCAGCACAAGCUUCCCCAGCUCCGCCCACCUCCCACUCCUUCCGCGAGCCUCCGCCCUCCGAUAUCCAAUCGACGGGGACAGUCCCUCCCGUUCACCAACAAUCUCCACCACUAGAACACUCCUCGAUGGACAAGAGCGCUUCCAAUGGCCAUACAGCAGCGACCCACGAGCCUGGUGAUCACGACAUUCCUCCAGUCCUACCCCAGUAUCCCGGUCAACCGCCCGUACCUGCCGAUACACCCAGAUCCUCAGACGCAGGGCGCGACACGAUGGCUCAGAGCGAUGAUGACGAAGUCAUGGAUGACUAUUAGGCGGGAAGGAGGCAGAAUUGUUGUACGUUCAGUGUCGUCGAUAGGAAAAC
Messenger RNA from Kockovaella imperatae, 862 nucleotides. RefSeq lists its product as hypothetical. The coding region runs from base 246 to 812 and encodes 188 amino acids. The record is from RefSeq and is a predicted model, not a curated record. The transcript is spliced from 4 exons. Lineage: Eukaryota; Fungi; Basidiomycota; Tremellomycetes; Tremellales; Cuniculitremaceae.